AGCUGGUGCUUCUUCGCCUGGUCAUAUGAUGAUCAAGAAUAGAUUCUAGUCUAGCUACUAGCUAGGCCUAUUAAGUGAUUACUAUUCGGUGAAUCAAUACUCGACUUUUAACUAACCGAUCAUGGUUUUAUCAUCUACGAAUGUCAUUACUAUGUCUCGUCAAGGAUGUUGGUAAUUUCAUGGAUCAAUGUGAGGAAAAAGUCAACUCGAAAAAUAAAUCAACCAUGACUGAAACUAAACAAAAAAAAUCAAAGAAGAAGAAAAAGAGUAAAAAGCAUUCUGGGAAAUCGGAAAGACUUGACUUUUUCAAAACUGCUAGUGAUGAAGAUCAAGGCAAACUUGAGGUUAAAGGUCUUGGAGCAGUUGAACCAACAGACAUCAAUGAUCAGCUGGGACUAUCGGGAAAAAUAAAACUACCCAUGAUCCCUGGCACAUUGACCAGACCAAAUGACCCAUCAGAAACGCAGUCGUCUUCCACUCUUGUAUCUAAAGCCAAAGAAACCUCACCUACGCACCUCGGCCAAAAUGACGCCAGAACACUUUCCAACAAAAUGAGCCAAAUCAGCAUCAAACAAAAAACUAAACCCACUGCUCGCAGUAAAGCCAACGGAAGUAGACAGAUAAACGACGCUAAAGACCUGCCAAAAUCAUUGGAUGCGAUACUCGAAAAAAAUCGUAGUAUCGCUUUAGCUCAUAUCAAUAUCAAUAACAAAUCGAACGAAAGUCUUCGGUGGGAAAAUAUUUUAGAGGAUUCAGAGGAGGAAAGAGAAAGGAUGAGGCUUUAUAAAUUAAACAGACGGAAACGCUACCUAGCUGCCGCUGUUGCAAAAGGUCUAGGCUGGGCCGUGAAUGACCCACUUAGCUCUUCCUUUCAACCGCCAUCAGAAGAUUUUGGAUUUGAAAAUAGAAAGCAGAUGCAAAACCCCUACACAGAUUUUAGCCCUAUGAAAACAUUACGAUCGUCACAAGUCCAUGGGCUAGUAGCGACCUCUAUGGUGGAAUGCUGAUCCAGCCAACGGAAUAUAA
Physella acuta is the source of this 1026-nucleotide messenger RNA. RefSeq lists its product as uncharacterized. Gene Ontology annotation, biological process: protein arginylation. The record is from RefSeq and is a predicted model, not a curated record. Lineage: Eukaryota; Metazoa; Mollusca; Gastropoda; Physidae.